Adineta ricciae is the source of this 477-nucleotide messenger RNA. The record is from the annotation of a GenBank genome assembly. NCBI's taxonomy places the organism in Eukaryota, Metazoa, Rotifera, Eurotatoria, Adinetida, Adinetidae.
AUGGGUGACGUUCGUCAAGGUUGUUUCAAUUUUUGCAAAGAAUUCAAAGCAUUUGCACUUCGUGGAAAUGUGUUAGACUUAGCGAUCGGUAUUAUCAUUGGAACUGCAUUUACUAAUGUUGUUCAAUCGCUUGUUCAUGAUAUUAUUACACCUCCAUUGGGUCUCGUCCUCGGUGGUGUUGAUUUUGUCAAUUUGACAAUUCAGAUGAAGAAUUUUGUCUACAAAAAUCAACCACCGGUAGUCAUUCGCUAUGGAAAGUUCAUUCAAACAAUAAUCUCGCUGUUGAUUAUGGCAUUCGUCCUAUUUUUUCUUAUCAAGGGUAUCAAUCAACUACAUCGAUUAGCAAUUCGCAAAAAAGAAAAGGCGGAAAACAAACCUCUCGACCAAAUCAGUGACGAAGUGAAAGUGUUAUGUGAAAUUCGAGAUCUUUUAGCUCGACAAACUACAACAACUUACUCAACUAAUGAAUUACAAUAG